Messenger RNA from Polychytrium aggregatum, 635 nucleotides. Its product is annotated as enhancer of yellow 2 transcription factor. NCBI's taxonomy places the organism in Eukaryota, Fungi, Chytridiomycota, Chytridiomycetes, Polychytriales. The record is from RefSeq and is a predicted model, not a curated record. The coding region runs from base 92 to 382 and encodes 96 amino acids. Gene Ontology annotation, biological process: regulation of transcription by RNA polymerase II; positive regulation of DNA-templated transcription; poly(A)+ mRNA export from nucleus. Gene Ontology annotation, molecular function: chromatin binding; transcription coactivator activity. Gene Ontology annotation, cellular component: SAGA complex; nuclear pore; DUBm complex. The transcript has 4 exons.
AUGGCCGUCUCGGUUCUCCAGAUGCCAUUGCGAGCCGCGGCUGCAGAAGGCCAAUGCACAAUCUGAUCAUCCCGCCCGAUCCAGCACAGCAAUGUCAUCCCAGGACCGAAACAUGAAGCAGGUCAUUGACCAGAAGCUGAUCAAAACAGGCGAGAAGGACAGACUCAAGGAGCUUCUGAAGCAACGGCUCGUCGACUGUGGAUGGAGAGACGAGCUCAGGACAUAUUGCCGAGAGGUCAUCAAGGCAAAGGGCUUGGAGAAAGUGGGCGUCGACGACCUCAUUGCCGAGAUCACCCCUGUUGGUCGAGAAAAGGUCCCUGAGAGCGUCAAGGCCGAGCUACUUCAAAAGAUUCGCAAGUUCCUCGUCGACGCGGACAACUAAGGGCCAGCGAUGCUUCUCGCCUCAUUCGUGGGGAAUUCCUGUGCCCUUCCAUCGCGCCUCUUGGCUCUUGAUACUUCAGGAUUGAUGGCCGAGCCAUUGGGUGGAUGAUUCAACGCACGACGGCCUGUAGCUGGGCGCUUUGACUGGUCUGGGCGAAAGAGGCCUGCUCCGAGCCCUUGACAGCGUCUCACCGACGAGCCAACCCGCCUCUCCAAAUAGACCGGCGUAUCCAAUGUGCCAUUGCCGAAGAAAG